Messenger RNA from Drosophila takahashii, 740 nucleotides. Its product is annotated as C-type lectin 37Db. NCBI's taxonomy places the organism in Eukaryota, Metazoa, Arthropoda, Insecta, Diptera, Drosophilidae. The record is from RefSeq and is a predicted model, not a curated record.
UCUGCUUAUGCCUUUCGUAUUGAAAAGUAACCAAGAUGAGAGCAAUGCGAAGUGCUAUUGUACUAGUGGUGUUGUCGAUAUACUUAGGGACAUCCUAUUCAACAGUCUGCGAGGGAGAUGAAUGCCAAACCCAGUGCGCUGCCUACUGCUUUGGGGUUUUAAAUCCGUGCAUGUCGAACUUGGCAAACCUACAACGACGGGCGGAGGCUUGUGAAGCAGCUGUAACUAUUGCGAGAAUAGCUCUUAAUGAUCGAAGGCUGGAGACUUUUGGUAAUUCACUAACGAUGCAACCAGAAAAGAAAAACAACUCGCAGCUACUUUUAGCAGCCACUCCAGCAGCCGGGAAAUUGGAAAGCAACGAAACUUUUCAGCAACUGGGCAGCAAAUAUUACUACAUUGAGAAGGAACUAAGGGUAAACUGGCACGAAGCCUUGGAUAAAUGCCAUAAAAUGGGGGGCCAUCUGGUCAGCCUGCAAAGCCAGGAGGAAUUGGACGCCUUCAACAGUAAGUUCGAUGGUCUGAAUCGCUACUGGAUCGACGUGACCAAUCAGUUCAAGGAUGACGAAUUCGUGUCUAUAACUAAAGGAUCGAAAGCCAACUUUUUAAGAUGGGCGGAUGGUGAACCCACCAAGGACGGCAAGUGUGUGGACAUACGAACUGUUAACGGGAAGACUACCAUGAACGAUAACACCUGCUCUGCAAAUCUUUUCUUCAUUUGCGAAAAAUCGAUCGAAGUAUAG